AUGCGAUCAGAUCAUGACCCUACUAUUUCUGUUGAUCAGAAAUCGAUACUCACUGAACUCAAAACCAAGCUUGCAGUGAUUGGCCCAAUCAGUCACUCAGAGGGAUCACAGAGAGAGCUGAAUAUAAGUCUCAGCAAGCAUGCAAAAGUCCUUGAGCAAAUGUUGAAUCCUGAUAUAUCGAAGGCAUAUAGAAAUGUUGAUUUUAAUACUCAUAUUGUAAAUCAGAUCAUCAUCAAUCACUUUUGCCGUGAAGGCGAAUUCGGUAUCGUAGACUGCUUAAUAAACGAGGCCAGUGAACCAGAUGCCAUUUUAGUCAGAUUGCAAUUUCAAGAGAUGCAUGAAAUACUCGAGGCUAUGAAAUCUAGGAAUGUUGUACCUGCUUUCACUUGGGUUUCAGCAAACCGUGCAAGACUAGAGAAGUCCGGUUCAAAUCUUGAGCUAAAACUUCACAAGCUGCGGUUUGUUGAGAUUUUGCAGAAUGGAACCCGAGAAGAUGCCAUCAGCUAUGCCAAAACUUGCCUGUCUCCUUUAGCUUCUAGUCAUAUGAACGAGAUACAGAAGCUUAUGGGUAGCAUUCUGUGGGCAGGAAAACUUGACAGGUCCCCUUAUUCUGAUUUGAUUGAUCCAACACGUUGGGAAACGUUGUCCAAGGAGCUUUUUCAGCAGUUCUGUAAUUUCAUGGGGCAAUCCUCUCGGAACCCUCUCCGUGUGGUGGUAGCUGCCGCAGUGGAGGGAUUGCCAACUCUGUUAAAAUUGGCGAAAAUCAUGGCUGCAAAGCCAGAUGAGUGGCUUGCAAUGAAACAAUUACCUGUGCCCAUGGAGUUGGGUGAGGAAUUUCAGUUCCAUUCCAUUUUUGUUUGUCCAGUUAGCAGGGAUCAAGGUAGCAAAGAUAAUCCACCAAUGUUGUUGCCAUGCGGGCACGUUCUUUGCAUGCAGUCGAUUGUUAAACUUUCGAAGAGCUUCACUUGUAACUUCAAGUGUCCGUAUUGUCCCGGUUAUAUUUUGGGUGGUUUGGGUGCUUUGGGGGCAAGGUGCAAGCAACUGUACUUCUGA
Messenger RNA from Fraxinus pennsylvanica, 1053 nucleotides. The record is from the annotation of a GenBank genome assembly. Lineage: Eukaryota; Viridiplantae; Streptophyta; Magnoliopsida; Lamiales; Oleaceae.